AUGGCCUUAUCGAAAGCAAAGCCCUUGUCUUUAGAAGACUGCCAGUGUCUGCUUUGUAUGGAAUUCCUCAUUGAGCCCAUAACUAUGCCUUGCAACCAUACAAUGUGCAAAUCAUGCUUUAAAGCACUUCUCCGAAAAACAAAUUUAUUCUGCCCCUUCUGCCGCUCCUGGAUCUCUUCAUGGGCUCGGUACCAUACUCAUGUGAACAGUCUUAUCAAUAAGGAACUGUGGGAGAGAAUUCAAACUCAGUACCCAGAGGAAUGCAGACGUAGGACCCCUGGGGAAGAACGGUCUUCACUGGUCUUCAGUGAUCAUUCACCAAUUCGAGUGCUAAGUAAUCCUGGAGAACUGAGGAAAGAAUAUGAAGAGCAGCUGAUUAAGAUGGAGGCCGAGCGCCAGGCCACAAAGGAAAGACAAAACAGAGCCACUGAGGAAUACAUAAAGCAAUUACUGGCAAAGGAAUUGGAGGAGGAAAAAAUAUGGGCAGAAAAGCGCAGACUGGAAGAACGGGAGCAAAGAGAGGAGGAAGAGGCUAAAAAGAGCAGCACGAGUGAUCCAGGCACAUCGCCAAGAAAAAAAAAGCGCAAACGAAAACACUGUGAGGAUGUUCCGAAGUUUUCCCCUCAUCAGCCUCAGCUUGAGUCAGCAUUGCUGUAUGAAACUGUGCAGGACAGCAAGAAAACGUCUGGCAGGGAACACGAAGCGAAAACUGAAGAAAAUAUGUCAGCAGCUACUUUGUUAACAGAUCCGGAGAAUCCUCAACAAGGUACUUCAUAUUCACGUUAUGAGGUUUUUUCUACCUAUGAUGCAAAAGUGGGCAGUUCAGAAGAUGAUACACCAAAACCAAGCUGCUCCAAUCUCAACCGUUAUGUCCCAUCUAAGAAGAUUAAACCUGAAGCUAACAUUCAUACUUCUGCCCAGAUAGAGACUAUGAGCAUAACAGAGGAAACUGGAAACAGCACAAUUGAGGCAAAAGAAAAAAUGUCCCAUCCUUCGAGUGGUAAACAUACUUCUAAAAGAAAGCAUCAGGAAUAUCCAUCUGAAGCUGCCGGUGAGCCUAGCAUUUCUGAUGAAGUAUCCCCUCAAUCUUCCUCGGACAAGGAAUCACAAGACCUCAUUACCAAAAAGCUGAUAGAUUUGGAGAAACUGUAUUAUGAGAAGCAUCUACAAGAAGAACAAGAUAGAUUAUUUGCAUUGGAGCUUCAAAGAGCACUGGAUGAAGAAGAAAUGAGGGAAUCGUGGGGUAAGAAGUCCCCACGGAUCUAUCCAUUCCGUUAUGAUACCGCCAAUCCAGACACCUCAGCAAAAGAGGAUUCCAAAGAUAAGAACAUCUGA
Rattus rattus (black rat) is the source of this 1335-nucleotide messenger RNA. RefSeq names its product E3 ubiquitin-protein ligase RNF168-like. Gene Ontology annotation, cellular component: site of double-strand break; nucleus. The record is from RefSeq and is a predicted model, not a curated record. Gene Ontology annotation, biological process: double-strand break repair. Gene Ontology annotation, molecular function: ubiquitin-protein transferase activity; nucleosome binding. NCBI's taxonomy places the organism in Eukaryota, Metazoa, Chordata, Mammalia, Rodentia, Muridae. Bases 1 to 1335 code for a protein of 444 amino acids. The transcript has a single exon.